UCAUAUUCCCAACGUCUGCGUUUCACGGAGUCUACACACUGAGAGGAAAAUCAUCUUAAAUGUCUUAGUGGAGAAGUAUCGGCCAAUCAUCUUAUUAAGAGAGCAGAUCGCACCCUCCAUGUUGCCUACUGCCAAAAACCAACAGCAUUCUUGUGGUUGACUUUCCAAAGCGUUUUCUUUAAAUUUUCGUGCACGCAUCGCUUGCCUCUACUUCCAUGAAAGUACUGAGACUAACUACCAUCACAAGUACAACCGUCUGCAUCUUCAGACAUAAGGACAUUGAAUUUUAUUAUCUUGAGGAUUUCUAGAACGACUUGUGUCUGAAUGAAAUCGAUUUUUGCCGAUUCUCGGACUAUCUGUUAAGCUGCAUUUUGCAUUGGGGACAUUAGGAGUUUCGCUUUGCGGACAAGAACAUGCUUACCGUACUCACAAACAGCGGUUAGUCAUCAGAAGUAAGAAAAACAACAAGUUGCAAGAGAGAUAAAAGGUGGCUUCCGAGAAACCUUCGGCAUUGCAAUGUCCUCCCAACUCCGGCUGAUGAAAGAAACACCACCAUAACCAAGAGAGAACCGAAUCCUUAUUGAUUACGUUAGACGAAAAAAGACUUAAGGAUGACACUGACUUUGGAAACCUUGUUCUCGGUUGUCAUACUAACGCUGACCACGUUGGCUCAAGGCAUCAUUGGUCAGAAGAUACCCAGUAGUAACAGUGCCUACACACAAUUCCAGCUCACCCAUACAGAGAUCUUAUACGACACAAAGGCUCUGCCUGAUGGGACCGAGGUGAUGAGUUUCCUUUACAAAGGAGACAAACAGAGAUUUUAUUUCAUCGUGGACGAAGAUGAGAGUCCUCUGAUUAUCAAGGUGACGCCCUGCGCUUCUCCUCUGGAGUUCAAGCUUUACCACGGAGAGUUACCCGUAGAGGAGCGGAGUGGCUCUGGACAAGUUGAAACAGAUGAAUUCCUGCAACAGAAGCGGGCAAUCUUGCCAACGACAACGCCUACAUCUAGUCGACCUUUGACCUUGCAGGAAGGGGACAGCAUCAUGUCAUACACGGCUUUUACCUCAUCAUCCGGACUGUAUGUGAUAGAGGUGACAGCUCUUACUAGUGAUACCAGCAUUAGGCUUUAUGCGUCCACAACGCAAGCUGACCACUCCUACCCAGAGAUACCAAUAGGGGAGGACGCAGUCACCGUGACCAGCGUCAGUGAAACCUCUGUCCACGUCUCUUGGGAGCCAAGUCCUAGCGACGCUCUUCAUAAUGAUCCCAUCGAGUAUUGUGUCAUGAUAAAUCAAGAGAAAAACAUGAAGACCAUGUGCGCCGCUGAGGCGUACAUGCACGGAAAUUCCGCGCCAAAACUUCCACCAAAUCUUGGAUUUGGAUUCACCUGGGAAGGGAGGGAAAAGAAACGGAGACAGGAGUCGCGUAUAUCUGCUGCAGAUCCAAGUGAAUAUUUCUUUAUUUGCAUUGGAACAAAAACAAGUUAUGCUUUUAGCGAUCUUCAAUUUGGUGAAACGUAUUACGUUGACGUUUUUGCGGUGAACCAGCAAACGAAUCAGAGCACAGCGUAUAACGGCACUUCAUUCGAGACACCUUCACAUCCUUCUAUGUUCAAGGAAGUGCAGGAUGGUAGAAUUACGUUUGAUUACAUCAAAAAAUCAAGGUCGCGAUAUUAUAUGUACAAUCUGACCCAAGAAGUAAGUGAACUUCUGUUUUCGGUUCAGCCGUGUUCUGGACACGCACAUGUUCAAAUAUCACGUGAUGAUGAUGUGAUCACAAGCGGUUCAGCAAGUAAACUCCGUCGUUUUAUCCUGGAAAACCCGAUCCUUGGGGAAUACAAAAUAUGUGUCACUGGAAGCAGAAGACAAGGAACUUCUUAUAAAGUAUUUGUGUCAAAUAAUCAUAGAAAAUAUCCAUAUCCAAAACUCCCUGAAGACACAAGUAUAAAAAGUUUUGAAAAUCUACGGAAGUGCAAUUCCGUGACGGUUGCUUGGCUUUCCACACGAGAGACAUCAAGAUAUUGUUUAUACAGGAGAGAAAUACACAGUAAUCAAAUCAGUGACUUUUAUUUGAAGCCUGACCAAUGUAUUGCACCGGAGUCUCGGAGAAGGUCUGAGAAAGUGAUGUGCAGACGAUUUAGAUAUAAAGAAAGGCGGCGAUCUGCUGUCGUGCACAAAAUUGAAGGUUUGAAACCCAAUAAACAAUACGUAAUUGAUGUUUACGUCACAAAACGUCAUGGGGGUCAAACGUUAAGUUUACAAACCACCGCUAUUAGAACACGCCAACACUGUGACGAAUAAUGUUGAACAUGUA
Messenger RNA from Lingula anatina, 2313 nucleotides. RefSeq names its product protein NDNF. The record is from RefSeq and is a predicted model, not a curated record. Lineage: Eukaryota; Metazoa; Brachiopoda; Lingulata; Lingulida; Lingulidae. Gene Ontology annotation, molecular function: protein binding.